GGGCGCUGUCCCCGGCGAUAAUGUGACAACCUGCCCCGGGGAUCCUGGGAGCGCAGGUCCAGAACUCACUGGGGAGCAGCUGUAUCUGAAGCCAGGCGUCGUCCGCGGGGUGAGCCUGGUGCCGCUGGCCGAUCCCCACUGACCGCGGACAUCAGCACCAGCACAUGUGAUCUCCUUUCCUCAAGAUCUUUGGAGGAUAAGUGCUCGAGAGACUGUUGGAAAUCCAGCCCCAGGAAGAUGAGGGCCCCUCUCCUCCUGCUGCUAUUUCUGGGGGGAACCCAGAGCCACACGGCGUCAAGGCCGAAUAUCGUCCUGUUGAUGGCGGACGACCUUGGCAUCGGCGACCCCGGAUGCUAUGGGAACAAGACCCUCAGGACCCCCAACAUUGACCGGCUGGCCAGCGGGGGGGCCAAGCUGACCCAGCACCUGGCRGCGUCACCCCUGUGCACCCCGAGCAGGGCGUCCUUCAUGACGGGCCGGUACUCGGUGCGAUCGGGAAUGGCGUCCUGGCACAGAAUGGGCGUGUACAUCUUCGCGGCUUCCUCGGGAGGGCUGCCCCCCAGUGAGGUCACCUUCGCCAAACUUGUGAAGAGCCAGGGCUACUCGACGGCGCUCAUAGGGAAGUGGCACCUCGGCAUGAACUGUCACAACAGGACCGACUUCUGCCACCACCCCUUGCGCCACGGCUUCGACGAGUUCUUUGGGGUCCCCCUGAGCAACCUCAGGGACUGCAAACCCGGGGAGGGCACGGUCUUCGCCUCGGUCGGCCGCUGGCUGGUGUGGGUCCCGCUGCAGGUCAUCGGGCUGGCGGUGCUGACCCUGGGCGCGCUGCGCUGCCUGGGGCUGCUGCGGGUGCCCCUGGGCGUCUUCCUGGGGCUGCUGCUCCUGGUGGCCCUGCUGCUGCUCCUCUUCCUCUGCUUCCUGCACUUCUUCCGGCCGUUCAACUGCUUCCUGAUGAGGGACUACGACGUCAUGCAGCAGCCACUGUCCUUCGACAACCUCACCCAGAGGCUCACGGCGGAGGCCACCGGCUUCAUACGACGGCACGCCGACACCCCGUUCCUGCUCCUCCUGUCGUUCAUCCACGUGCACACGGCCCACUUCUCCUCCAAGGAGUUCGCCAGAAAGAGUCGGCACGGCCCUUACGGGGACGGCGUGGAGGAGAUGGACUGGAGCGUGGGGCAGGUCCUGGAUGUCCUAGAGGAGCUGGGACUGGCCGACAAGACCCUCGUCUACUUCACCUCGGACCACGGAGCCCACGUCGAGGAGGUGACCGCCAAGGGCCAGAGGCAUGGCGGCAGCAACGGCAUCUAUAAAGGAGGGAAAGCCAACAACUGGGAAGGAGGCAUUCGGGUCCCAGGCAUCCUUCGGUGGCCGGGGGUGAUCGAGGCYGGUUUGGAGAUUGACGAGCCCACGAGCAACAUGGAUAUCUUCCCCACGGUGGCCAAGCUGGCUGGGUCACCUUUGCCCAAAGACAGGAUCAUCGAUGGCCGAGACCUGAUGCCGCUGCUCCAAGGGAAGAGCCGGCGCUCGGAGCAUGAGUUCCUCUUCCACUACUGCAACGCCUACCUGAACGCCGUGCGGUGGCACCCGCCCAACAGCUCGUCUGUCUGGAAGGCCUUCUACUUCACGCCCAAGUUCCACCCCCAGGGCGCCAACGGCUGCUUCCACACCCACGUGUGCUUCUGCCUGGAGGGUCACGUCACCCGCCACCAACCGCCCCUGCUCUUCGACCUGUCCACGGACCCCGGCGAGACGAGGCCCCUCACCCCGGAGACGGAGCCGCGCUUCUGGGACAUCCUGAGGGCCAUGCAGGAGGCCGCCGACCGCCACACCCAGACCCUGUCGGCGGCCGUCCCCGACCAGCUGUCCCUGGGGAACACCCUGUGGAAGCCCUGGCUGCAGGUCUGCUGCGCCUCCGCCUCGCGGCUGUCCUGCCAGUGCCACCCGCAGGGGCAGGAGCAGGGGGCCAGAAACUAGCCGCUGGCCACAGACGGGCCCGGGCCACGCCGUCACCGUCGGCAGGAGCCAGGGGGGGACAUCCGUCCUCCUGACCCACGUCCUGCGAGCGGGAGGCAGGGGACACUCGUGCCUGACCCUCCGUGCUCCGCAAAGGCACCGGAAAGCACAGAGCCACCUCACUCACCCCACGGCCAACACUUGGGRUCCAUCCACGGGGGACAGACGUGUCCUUCCCUCGAUCCCCCGAAGCUGUGCCAUCAGCCACAUGCAGACGACGGCGACAGCGAUCGAGUGUAGCAAGAGCCGCUCAGACCUCAGCGCGAGCCGMCUUGGAAGGGACAUGGUCCCAAGGAGGACCCUCGGUGGUGACGUCCAGUCGGGGGUAAUGGGAGGGCAAAUGAGCAUUGAUGACCCCAUGGAACCCAGGGUGGACGCCCCUCACCAUGUCCAUAUAGAGAGACGGAUGGACAGGAAGACGCAGAUGUGCUAUAUAUUUAUGUGUAUAGAGAUCGAUCCACAUCCCCCAUGUAUUGUUCACGUGCCGACCRCCUUCC
Messenger RNA from Urocitellus parryii (Arctic ground squirrel), 2516 nucleotides. Its product is annotated as steryl-sulfatase. Gene Ontology annotation, molecular function: arylsulfatase activity. The record is from RefSeq and is a predicted model, not a curated record. NCBI's taxonomy places the organism in Eukaryota, Metazoa, Chordata, Mammalia, Rodentia, Sciuridae.